AUGGCAGCCGAAGAGAUUUCGGCAGCUUCCCUCAUCGACAAGACCAUGAAGAUGAGGAGAGAGGCUGAAGAGCGGAAGGUGGUCUGGGCCUGGGGGCUCCUUAACAUCUCCGUUGCAGGGAUGAUCUAUACAGACAUGACUGGAAAACUUCUAAGUUCCUACUAUAACAUCCCCUUCUGGCCACUCUGGUAUAUUGAGCUCGUGCUUGCAUCCCUGUUCACCUUGAAUGCCUUAUUUGAUUUUUGGUUGUAUUUCAAAUACACGAUGGCACCAACUACCUUAGUCAUGACUCGAAGGCAGCAGGUCCUUCUAGGGAUGCAGAAUGCAGCGGUGCAAAUAACUCCAGCAAACGAACUGGCAGCCAAGAAGGUCCCUUCUUCGACGCCUUCCCCUGCCAUGCAGGGUCAAAACGUGCUAAGCUACAGCCCGACCCGUCCCCUCCGGGCCAGCCCCAAGUUUGCCUCGGGUUGUAUCGCAGGCUACAGCCCUCAGCUGCAGGCCCUGUCGAGCAGCAACGCUUCUUACAGCAGUGCUUUGAGCUGUUCACCCAGCAGCAGCUACAGCAAGUUCUCCAGCUUCAGCCCUUCUCCUACGGGUUCCCCGUAUCCAGCAAGUGUUGGACCAGUGGAAAGUGGCCUGAGGUCCCGUUACCGCUCCACACCGAUCCGGUAUAAUUCCCGAAUGAGUCCGGACGAUGAAAUCACAGACCUAAAGUCACUACAAAAAUACCUUCGAAGUGAAGAAGAGAAACAGCAUAGACUUCAGCUGGCGAAUUCCGAUUCCAGCUCUCCGUCCAACAGCCCGACGUUCUGGAACUACAGCCGUUCCCUCGUAGAGCAAGCGCAGGUGCUGAGAAAGUUCCAGUAUCAGCUGGCCUGCAGGCCCCUCGCCCCGUCCACCCACAAGGAUGAAGCUCAUCUGAGCUCUCCACAAGCUGCAGAAGAAGUUUGGGCAAGGGUGAUUGUGAAUCGGCGCCAACUUGAUCACAUGGAUUCCUGGACCGCCCGGUUCAGAAGUUGGAUUAACGAGACAAUUUUAGUGCCGCUUGUGCAAGAGAUCGAGUCUGUGAGCACUCAGCUGCGAAGAAUGGGGUACCCAGAAAUGCAGAUUGGAGAAGCCAGCAUCAGCAGCCUGAAACAGGCAGCGCUUGUUAAAGCUGCAGCCAUUCCCACCCUGAACACUAUCGUGCAGUAUUUGGAUUUCACGCCAAACCAAGAGUACUUGGUUGAACGGAUCAAAGAGCUCUCGCAGGGAGGGUGCAUGAGCUCCUUCCGAUGGAACAGAGGAGGAGAUUUCAAAGGCCGUAAAUGGGAUGCUGACUUGCCCACCGACUGCGCUAUCCUUAUGCACAUCUUCUGCACCUACCUUGACUCCAGACUGCCACCUAGCCCCAAGUAUCCCAAUGGCAAAACCUUCACUUCCCAGUACUUCAUCCGGACAACAGAUAAACCAGACAUGACAAAUGAAAACCUGUUUUGCAUCUACCAUAUAUAUACACACACAUAUAUAUAUAUAUAUAUACAGAGAGAGAGAGAUCUAUAGAAGGGCAGAAAUAACAUGUUCCACACCCUGCUCAUGUUUCUGUACAUUAUAAAGACCAAAGAAUCGGGCAUGCUCGGGCGCGUCAAUCUCGGUGUCUCCGGAGUCAACGUGCUCUGGAUCUUCGGUGAGUGA
Tinamus guttatus (white-throated tinamou) is the source of this 1674-nucleotide messenger RNA. The record is from RefSeq and is a predicted model, not a curated record. Lineage: Eukaryota; Metazoa; Chordata; Aves; Tinamiformes; Tinamidae.